This is a messenger RNA of Arachis stenosperma, 1034 nucleotides long. RefSeq names its product mannose/glucose-specific lectin-like. The record is from RefSeq and is a predicted model, not a curated record. Gene Ontology annotation, molecular function: carbohydrate binding. Lineage: Eukaryota; Viridiplantae; Streptophyta; Magnoliopsida; Fabales; Fabaceae. The transcript has a single exon. The coding region runs from base 18 to 866 and encodes 282 amino acids.
UUACGAACCACAAUACCAUGGCCAUCUCCACCAAAAACCUUCUUCCACCUUUCUUCAUUGCCAUUUUCCUUACACUACUCAACUCCGCAACCUCCACAGAUUCCCUUUCCUUCAGCUUCAUCAACUUCGCCCCAGACGAAAGAAACCUAAUCCUACAAGGCGAUGCAGAAAUUUCCGCAGACAACAAUGUACUUAAACUUACCAAGACAAACGCCACCGGCCACCCACUGCCCUACACCGUAGGCCGAGUCUUGCACACAGCACAAGUGCGCCUUUGGGAACAAAGCACCAACAGGCUCGCAAGCUUCGAGACUCAGUUCAGCUUUUAUCUCACAGGACCGUCCGGUUCUGCGGCCGAUGGUAUAGCCUUCUUCAUUGCACCAUCAGACACUACCAUACCGGCCGGUUCAGCCGGAGGGACGUUGGGCCUUUUUGACCCUGAAACCGCUCUUAACACUUCUGCAAACCAAGUUCUUGCAGUUGAGUUCGACACCUUCGUGGAUCACAACUCAAACAAAUGGGAUCCAUACUACCGUCACAUCGGAAUCGAUGUCAAUUCCAUUAAAUCCUCGGCAGUUACAUAUUGGUCAAGGAGAGAUAAUCAAGUCCUUAACGUCCUCAUAAAUUAUAACCCUAAUACUAAAACCCUAACGGUUGUUGCUACUUAUCCUGAUGGUCAACGAUUCGAACUAUCUCAUGUCGUUGACUUGAGGACUGUGCUUCCAGAAUGGGUUAGGGUUGGAUUUUCAGCUGCUUCGGGCCAACUAUAUGAAACGCAUAACCUUGCCUCAUGGUCUUUCACCUCAUCUUUGUUGUACACUGCUCAGAAGGAGAACCAGUUUAUUAAACUUGCACGUGGUGCAUGAUUUCAAGAUAGAAAGAUCUCUAUGUAUGUCAUGAAUGCAUGCAUGUAUUCCAAUAACGAAGGGCGAGUAGCGUUGCACGUGGUCUAAGUAUUUUAGGUGUUUAUUGUUAUGUUGUUGUGACAUGUGUUAAAAAUAAAAUUUCGUAUGUCUAGUGAGCUAUUGACUUUA